AGAAAUAACUUGUAAGAACAACAUGGAAAAUUAUGUUUUGUCUACAGCUGGUAGUGUCGGCGUAAGAUGGAGCAUGGCCAUGAGCCAGCAGCUCCAUUAAUGCUCCGCAUUUCUCAUUUCUACAUACAAACAAAUAAGUAGAGAUGAAAAAAUAAUCUCAUUCAUUCUCUCUCUAUAUAUAUUUUCUCCAGUAGACUUGUGGAGUGAAGACAGCACAAGAAGAAGAAGUAGAAACGAUCAAGAAGAAGAUUGAUUGCAUUAAACGCAUUCAAUUCUCAACACUUUCUCUCUAUCUCUUUUAUGAAGUUAAUUUCAUUUAUUAACUUUACGUUCUAUAGAUAAAUAUACUUUCACGCACCCAACAACAACAACAACAACGAAAAGUAAAAGAAAGGAAAUCAGAAAAGGAGAAAGGCAGGCAGACAAAAACUUGGAAAAUUCAGCUCUUUAUCUUUCCGCAAAAUCUAAAUUAUCUUCUUCGGCAAUCAUUUUUCUUUCUAUUAAUCGAUUGACUUGAAACAGUUGACAAGAAAUUCUGUUUCGGGAUCGAAAUUUUGAAGUAUUUAUCAAGUAAGAGAUCUUGGAUUGAAAUUAAUUUAUUCAAUGAUCUAAGGGAAUACAGUGGAGUAAGUGAAGAUCCGAAGGAAACGAAUAACUAUAGUUUUGUUGUUUUUAAUAAGUUAGGCAUCUAAAUGGAUUUCUCGGAAAUGGAUUCAAGUUAGAAACUAUUGGUAUUUCUCACCGGAGAUGGUGUAAAAGGAGGAGCUGUGGAAAUCAUUAAGGAAUUAAGUUUUUAUCAGGAAAUUUAAAUUUCUUGGUUUUUUUUUUGAAAGAGUGGAUUCAUGGAAUCACAUAUGGAUCAUUACGAGCUUAUGGAGCAGAUCGGUCGUGGAGCUUUUGGAGCUGCGAUUCUUGUAAAUCACAAAGUGGAGAGGAAAAAAUAUGUGUUGAAGAAAAUCAGGCUUGCACGACAAACCGACCGAUGCAGAAGAUCAGCUCAUCAAGAGAUGGCUCUCAUUGCUCGAAUUCAACACCCGUACAUUGUCGAAUUUAAGGAAGCCUGGGUGGAGAAGGGUUGUUAUGUAUGCAUAGUCACUGGAUACUGCGAAGGCGGAGACAUGGCUGAAUUGAUGAAAAAAUUGAACGGCGCAUUUUUCCCUGAGGAGAAACUCUUGAAGUGGUUCACGCAAUUGCUAUUAGCAGUUGAAUAUUUGCAUUCAAAUUAUGUUCUACACAGAGAUUUAAAGUGUUCCAAUAUCUUUCUUACCGGAAAAGACCAGGAUGUACGUCUUGGGGAUUUUGGACUUGCUAAAACUCUGAAGGCUGAUGAUUUGACUUCUUCCGUGGUCGGGACGCCCAAUUAUAUGUGCCCGGAACUGCUAGCCGAUAUUCCUUACGGCUUUAAAUCAGAUAUCUGGUCUCUAGGGUGCUGUAUUUACGAGAUGGCAGCUCACCGCCCUGCAUUUAAAGCUUUUGACAUGGCAGGAUUAAUAAGCAAGAUAAAUCGCUCCUCCAUGGGUCCUCUACCUCCUUGUUAUUCCUCUUCCUUGAAAACACUCAUCAAAAGCAUGCUAAGGAAGAACCCAGAGCAUCGACCAAACGCAUCCCAGAUACUGAGGCAUCCAUAUUUGCAGCCUUAUGUUGACCAGUACCGGCAGUCCACAAUGCAUAAGGCUAAGCUAUCUCCUGAAAAGCCAGUUUCUAAUGUGAGACGUGCUCAGAAACAAAUGGUUGAAAGCCAGAGCAGUAACAGUUCUGGCAGUGACAAAGAGAGUUUAGUCUCUGGUGAUAGAAGCAACUCAGAUAUGGCUUUUAAUUGCGAAAAUGAAGUUGAUUCUGAUCAGCCAAUGGCUAAUGAGCAUAUCACCAACCCGUCCACUGGCAAAAUAGAUGAACAGUAUGGGAUGGAGCUUCACGAGGAUCCUAGACCAAGAGCUGAAUCUAAGCAACCGAAGACCAUCAAAAAUAUAAUGAUGGCUCUAAAAGAAGAGGGAAGAAUUAGAGAGAGUAGUUCUCCCUUAAGGAGCAACAAAUUAAAGGUUGGAGCCAGUCAGAAACCUAGCAUAGAAUCAUCUCCUAAGAUUAUUCCAAAAUCCAACACCGCAGCCUCUGCUUUGAAAUCCAACACGGAAACGGCUAUUAUGGUUAUACCAGCUAAAACCAACAGUGAUUCUGCAAGACGUGUCCAAGGACCAAGUCCUAUAAAGCACCAGUCACCUGUAUUCGAGCAUUCUCCAAAAAAUAAAGCUAGAUAUGAUGGAACAUCACCUUCUGGUUCAGCAAAACAAAUUCUAGAAGAUGGAGUUCCUAGUAAGCCAAAGCAACGACCUUCGCCUCCCAGUCUAGUUAGGCGACCAUCAUUUCCAGGGCAGAGACCUGCUGUGUCUGACUCUGCAAGCCCAGUGAACAAUUGCACAAGGCCAACCUCAAGUGAUACGCAAGAAUCUGAAAGGACAUCGAACUUGGUGACCAAUGGUCAUAAGCAUACUUCAAGAGAGAUCAUGCGGGAGUCGGAAAAGAAUUCAUCUGGGGCAUGUAUUGCUAUAAGAACGGAAAGCAGUAACUCAGCAUCAUCAUCGAGGUCAAUUCAAGGUUAUGAGCCCUGCAACGAGACAGCAGAACCGUUAAUUAAGUUGAAGGAACAGAACAACUCCAGUUUGUCAGACUUGAUAGGUCCGAAAGAAAGACUCCCCCGCCCUGAAAGUUCUGAUUCUCGUCCACCGUCCGGUUCCUCAUUUCCUUCGUAUCUACACUCAACCAGGUCAUCUGAUCAGUCAACUGAAAACCAAGAAUGUAAUUAUGCAUCUCUAGCGUACUCUGUUGAAACAUCUGAGGCAGUUCUGGAUCUGCAGAAGAGUACAACCAGUAACGAUGAAGUGACUUCAAGUUCAGGCCCAGAACCUUACUUCACGAGUUCCGAGCAAGAGUAUAUCUUUAAAGACGAUAUCCCUGAAAGCAGACCCAGUAGCAGGACUGAUAUGAAUCCUCAGCCAAUCCUCACUUCUGCACCGUAUGACGAGGAUCAGUUCAACACUUGUAAUAGUAACUCUGAUAUUCCACCACAAAGAAACAUCCCUUCGACGCCAAGUGGUGAUGAUAAGUUUACUGUAAAAGAGCUUCUGUCAUCCAUAACAGAAAUAACACCACCGGUUACACCUAACCCAAGGAAUUUGCAGAUGGAGAAGGCACUCGUCAUGACGAGCCCAAUCACCGAUAAAACGACACCUACGCACCUACCACCAGCCUUUGAUGAUGUCAUACAUGUCAUACGCCAUAGUAGUUUCCGCGUCGGUAGUGAGCCACCAAUGAUGGAAACAGUGGAAAUGGGGGGUCAGAAUAUGGAUAUGGGAAAGUUGCUAAAUGUGGUUAGGGAUGAUGUGGAGAUGAGAAACACGGCAACAUCUGUAGCCAUGAGAACUUCCAGUGGCUCAGAAUCUAUGACACCAAAAUCAAACUAUUCAGAUGGAUCCGGAUUAAGGGAAAUGGAUGUGAGGAACAACAACCUUCCCAUUCAAAAACUUGAUUUCUCUGAACCAGAAAUAUCCAGUUCUUCCGAGGCUAACAUAGUUAGUUCCAAGGAAGAGGAAACUCCAGUAAAAGAAAUACUUGAUGUGAAGUCUUUUAGGCAGAGGGCAGAUGCACUGGAAGGGUUGUUGGAAUUAUCCGCAGAUCUUUUGCAGCAGAACAGGUUAGAGGAACUAUCUAUUGUGUUAAAGCCAUUUGGAAAGGAAAAGAUCUCUCCGCGGGAGACAGCAAUUUGGUUGGCAAAGAGUCUCAAAGGAAUGAUGACAGAUGAUGUCGGACGCAAUGCUUAAGAUAAGAAACAUCCUAGCUGUGAGUUUCUCUUUGACUCUUCUCUUGUAUCCUUGUCCACAGUUUCUCAAAAGUUUCAACCUCUCUGUCAUCACCUUAUUCAAACUCCAAUUGAAUUCUGAACAUAUAAACCUCCCACUGAUUUGCCUUCCUCUCUUAUUCUUUUCCUUUUCCUCUUAUAUUGAUUGUAUAUAGUGAAGAUACAGUUUGAAAUAAAUCCAAUUUGCCGCCAAAAGCAUGAAAGUUUUGUAAAACCAUUUGGCAUCAUCUCAUUUUUGUUUAAUGUUAUGCUGAUUUUCAAGAAAGCAGUGAUCUUAAAGAUCCCCCAUAUUUCAGUUCAUGUAAUUAUUUUUAAGAUAAUCAUUAUUAGCUCCCACAGGUUUCCAGUCAGGUUCUGGCAAACA
Messenger RNA from Papaver somniferum (opium poppy), 4217 nucleotides. RefSeq names its product serine/threonine-protein kinase Nek5-like. The coding region runs from base 843 to 3815 and encodes 990 amino acids. Gene Ontology annotation, cellular component: cortical microtubule. Lineage: Eukaryota; Viridiplantae; Streptophyta; Magnoliopsida; Ranunculales; Papaveraceae. Gene Ontology annotation, biological process: protein phosphorylation; microtubule-based process. Gene Ontology annotation, molecular function: protein kinase activity; ATP binding. The transcript has 14 exons. The record is from RefSeq and is a predicted model, not a curated record.